Messenger RNA from Daphnia pulicaria, 1798 nucleotides. RefSeq lists its product as uncharacterized. NCBI's taxonomy places the organism in Eukaryota, Metazoa, Arthropoda, Branchiopoda, Diplostraca, Daphniidae. The transcript is spliced from 8 exons. Bases 593 to 1198 code for a protein of 201 amino acids. The record is from RefSeq and is a predicted model, not a curated record.
CGAGGAGUUGGGUGUGCACGCCAGUCACGUCUGUGCCGUCAGUCGGUUCGGUUAUAAUAAUUGCGUGCCAUUUUGAGCCGAUCUUCUCGACUUGUAUAUUUUUGUUUCUUGGUUUUUUCCCGCUUUUCUAUUCAGUUUGAAUCGAAACAGUUUGAAACGUUUUGCUUAUCACAACAACCAUGUGGCAAAGGUUUUGAUCGCCAAAUCGUGAACGGGUUUUUACUUCGUCACCACCCGAAAAUCUCGUUUGAUUGGGUCCCGUUGUCUUCGACUCGGAUUAUUGGCCGCGUGAUGAUAAUCACGCAAGACGAUCAUGUGAAGGAAAAUAGGAGAUCUAGUAAUAAUGAGUUGAUUUAUUAUAUUUCCGCCCCCAAUCCGAUUUGUAACCACUGAAUAAGACCCAAUUAGCGGUUAUAUAAUAGCCAUCAGCCUCUAUAGAUUGUGCGCGGCUAUAUAAGACUCGGCUGUGAUCACAAGUGUCGGGAUAAGAAACUGUGCGCACACAGCCCCUGAUGAACUUACUUCCCGUCCGUCGCUCCCAUCAUCGACAGCAUCAACAACUUGCAUCGGAAACUUGUCUAAUAAUCAGCAAAUGGAACCGUCAACGGCGGCCAAUCAGCCUUUGAUCGAAGGCAGCCAUUUCGGCGCCGCCGCCGCCGCCGCCGACAUCUACGACGACCGUUCGUUAUUCCGCCGACCCAAUUGUCACCCGGCUACUUUCCUACUCAACGACCGUCAAGCUGCCGUCGCCGCCACUGUUUACACAAUAUGUGCAUCUUCGGUUACGUUCUUCGGCUACUGUUUUUUGGCCGUCGCCACUUCUUAUCAAGCCAAACACAUGGCCGACGUUUACUGGGGUGUGCAAGCCUCUUAUGCGGCCAUCAUGAUGGCCGAGCUGACGUCCCUCUGUCUUUCCACCACUCUGUUGAUUGCAAUUUAUCAGGAAAAUUGUUCGCUAAUGGUUCCGUGGGUGUUGGGCUUCAUUGGUUCCAUCUCUCUGGAAGCCCUGGCCAUAGUCUACUCCAACGUCCUUCGUGAUCAUAUCAAUCAGGGCUUUGAUCAGUUGUGCCACUUUGAGAUUGGCGUCUUCCUAUCGAAAACUUUCAUCAACAUUCUCGUUAUAGGAGCAGUAGUGCGUCUCUACCGACAGCUGAAGGACGGCGCCACAUGGAGAGUGAGCGAUAUUUACGAAUUGUAAUGGCUGCCACCGCGCCAACGCCAGCACUCUCUCUCUAAUAGCUCCAUUAUCUGAUUGCCCGAUUCUCCAUUAUCUUGUACAUUUCCAAUAUUGAAUGUUGUGUAACUAAAUAUAUUUCUGCGCUCUAUUAAUCAUCAUGUCUAUAAAAAAAAGAAUCAUCUUUUUUUGCUACGCGAUAAAUGUGCUGGUGCCCGCUUUCUAUCGUCAUAUUUCACCUAUAUAUUAUCAAUAGCGAAAAUCGAAAAUAUACUACGACAUGUGGAAAAUAAUAUUAUCGUUUACGUUCGCGACUCUUAUAUAUCCGGCUGCGCAUAUAUAAUAAUAAUAACGCGGGAUAUCGUCACAUGUUUUUUUCCUUACCCUCGUUUAUUUCCCAUCACAUAUAUGCACACAUACCGCGCCAAACUCUGUUAAAAGUAAAAUUUAUAAUUUACACUCUCUAAAUCCUAUAUCGCAGCGCAGCAUGUUACCCAGCACGUACUCUCGAUUUCCGCUGGAUAACGGCGCCAUAUCACGUCAGAAAAAUAAGAGAAAUAAUGGAUGGAAAAAAGAAAAAACGAGAAGCAACUUGUUAUAUUUCUACAGACAAGAGUGUCGGGA